Henningerozyma blattae CBS 6284 is the source of this 2514-nucleotide messenger RNA. RefSeq lists its product as uncharacterized. Bases 1 to 2514 code for a protein of 837 amino acids. The record is from RefSeq and is a predicted model, not a curated record. Lineage: Eukaryota; Fungi; Ascomycota; Saccharomycetes; Saccharomycetales; Saccharomycetaceae. The transcript has a single exon.
AUGACUUUUGCUGAUUUUUCCACUGUAAAAAUACAGAAAAUGAAUAACCAUAAUAGUAAUAUCACUUUGGAUAACAAUAGUAACCAUGGUAAUCAUAAUUUGAAAACAGAUGAGUUGAAAAAAGCAGCAUUGUCAUCGCCCACUUCUUCUAAUCACACAUCGUCAGAUGAAAAAAGCUCAUCGGUUGGCACCAUUUCUCCUAAUGUUGCUGUCUCUAGCACCUCUCCUAAAAAAUCACUUAACAAAAAUUCAGGUUCAACCACUCAUUCUGUUAAUAGUAAUAUGAUAUCUGCAUCCGGUUCCAUCAACGAAUUGACAGUCAAUUUGGCAAAUUCAGGCACAACUAAUUCGUUAACGAUACCGUACGAAGAAUACAUUUCUACUGUGUCUCUACCGUUUGAUGAAUUUCGAACUGCAACACCUUCUAAGUUGAACCCUAAUGAAACACCUGAGAGUGCAAAUUUAGAUCUAAUUAAAGACGUCAAUGAAUUCAUCGACUGUUUUCCAUAUUCAAAAGUUAUACCAUACGCAAGAUAUAUUGUCAAAAUAAUGACGUUUAUAAACAAAUUUGAAUCAUUUUUCCCUCUUGAAUUACUAGAUUUGUCAUAUCAAGAUUUUGAAAUAGGUUUAAGUUUAAUAGAUGAAAAACUUCUCGAAAAAAAUGAAGAAUCAGCUUUAAAGCUGAUAAGAGAUAAGAUGGAUCUUUUAUGCCUAUCGCUUUUGAAAUUGUUAUUUGCUAAAGAGAAUAAUGAAGUAUUUAAACCAAGGGGAAGUAUUAUGAAUUAUAGAAAAACUAAAUCGCCAUAUGGGAAAUUAUUGCAACAAUUAAGGAAGAGUUUGGAUAUAUAUGGUUAUCCUAUAGAGUGGAAAACUCAAGAAUAUGAUUCUGAGAAUAAUAGCCAAAAUACACUACAUGACAAAAUGAAUGAAGAGCCAGUUGACCCAAAUCAUCCUGAAAUUUUGAUUCCAGAUAAUCCAUAUUCAACAAAUUUUUUAUUAUUACCACUUGAAGAAGACCCUUUGCAAAAUAGAAGAAUCGAAAAAGUUGGUCUCAUAGCUUUAGAGCCCUUAGACAGAGUUAUUUUUCUUUCUACUCUUUGUACCUGGUGUUUGUCAUAUUCAGUACCAAUUCGUACCGAAAUUAAUUAUUUAACUAAUAUCUUUAAAGGGUAUGUUUCAGUUGAUACACAAUAUGUCCCAAGAUAUCUGAAAAAGGGGUCUUUUGAAACGAAACAUGAUUUUUUAAAUUUAUGUAAAAAAGUUGAAAUUAGAAUUGAAAAAAGGAAAAGAAGAAGAGGAUUAAACCCAGCUUCUCAAAGUCAAAGAACAAAGGAUUUAAAAGCCCAAUUAGAUAUCUUAGAUUCAAUUAAGAAGUCAUUAAAAUUUGUUAAAACAACUACUGAGAAAAAUGAAAUCAAUUUAAUUAAAAACUAUAAAAAAUGGUGCCAAAUUUUUGAUAUUGAGUCAUCAUUAAUAGUUGAAAGUAAUCCUAUAUCAAAUCCAUAUAAAGAAUUACAAUAUAAAUUAAGAUUAAACGAAUUUUUUGUUAACAGAAUUCCUAAAAUUGGAGAUUUUUAUAUUCCAAGAUUGCAUACAUAUUCACUUUUAAAAUCUAAAAGUACUAAUAAUGAAGAAUUUUCGGUAUAUACUGACUUAAUAAAUUUGGAAACAUUAUUAGAUGAAUUCAAAAAUGGAAACUACACUGCUAGAGAUAUAUAUUAUUCUAUUAAGAACUCCAAUCUAACUAUCAGUUUAAGAUUUAAAUUAUUAUUUCACAACACCUCAGGUGCUAUUAAUGGGAUUAACUUUACUGAAAAGAGAUUUAAAGCAUGUGAUAACUAUUGGUACGAAAUAUGCUAUGACUCAAAAUCCCUGCUUACAUUUAUCAAAUAUUUAGAGAAUUCUUUAUUACCCCAAUACGAAGCUAGUUUAAAUGAUCGUUUUAUAAAAGAUUGUACAAGAAACGUAUCUAUUUCAGAAGUAAGUACAAAUAGCAAAGAGACUAAUCUAUUAGAAGGAGAUACGGAUAUAAUAGAUAACGGAUUAGGAGAGAUUAAAAGUUUAUGUGAUCCACAGUAUGAUAGCCUAGUUGUCUUGUAUAAAUAUUUGGAUAAAAUGCGUUAUUAUUUCCAAGUGCUAGAACAAGUGCAGCAGCAAGGAGAAGAAAUAGAAAAUGAAAUAAAAAUCAAACAAAAAGAAAAGGAGAAAGAAGAAAAUGAAAUUAAAGCAAAUCAGCCCUUAGGUGUCCGUCGUUCAUCAAGAUUAAGGAAAUUGUCGAAUCAUAAUAAAGCAUUGGAAGAUACUCAAAAUUUGUCAACUAAUGAUGAGUAUGCUGGCGGUGAAGAUGAAUUGUAUUCCGAUUAUUCGGAGUAUGAAGCAGAAUUAGAGACAGCAUCAGUGGGUACUGGGCUUGAUGAUGAAGAGGAGGACAUACAUCCUAAAAAGGCUAACCAAAAGCAUGUUCGGAUUCAAGAUACUCGAGAAGAAAGAAUGUUAAAGAGGAGGAGGAAAUAA